AAGUGACGCAUUUUCCAUCACCGGUAUAAAUGCUCAGCCUCAUUCUCCAUCAGCAGCCGACACUCGCAGUUCCGUCCCUCGCUGCAGCUCCUCUCUGCACCAUGCGCCCCUCAGAGAGCCGCGGGGCCCCCGUGCGCGCCGGGCUGUCCAGCGACUAACCGGAGCUCCCCACACGCACCCGAGCUCAGCAGCGAUGGAGGCCGCGAACAACUCCACAGCCUGGACACAUCUGGAGAACUUCUCCAUCGGAACCCCCGAACCCGAGGAGGAGGAGGAGGAGGUGAAGCUGAGCUACCAGGUGCUCACAUCCUUCGUGCUGGCCGCGCUCAUCCUGUGCGCAAUCUUUGGGAACGCGUGCGUAGUCGCAGCCGUCGCCUUGGAGCGAUCCCUGCAGAAUGUGGCCAGCUACCUGAUCGGCUCCCUGGCCGUCACCGACCUGAUGGUGUCGGUGCUGGUGCUGCCCAUGGCGGCGCUGUACCAGGUGUUGAACCGCUGGACUCUCGGGCAGGUGCCGUGCGACAUCUUCAUCUCUCUGGACAUGUUGUGCUGCACCUCGUCCAUCCUGCACCUGUGCGCCAUCGCCCUGGACCGAUACUGGGCCAUCACGGAGCCCAUCGAGUACAUGAAGAAGAGGACGCCGAGGAGAGCCGCGGUCCUCAUCAGCGUCACCUGGAUCGUCGGCUUCUCCAUCUCUGUGCCACCGAUGCUGAUCAUGAGCUCCCAGCCCAACACCGCGCCGGGGCCGGACAGGGCGAGCACCAAGCACUGCGAGAUCCGGCAGGACCCCUGGUACACGAUAUACUCCACAUUCGGGGCUUUUUACAUCCCUCUGACCCUGAUGCUGGUUUUAUACGGGCGGAUAUUCAAAGCUGCCAGGUUCCGGAUCAGGAAGACGGUGCGUAAAACCGAGAAAAAGAAAGUGUCCGACUCCUGCCUGGCGCUGUCCCCGGCGCUCCUCCACAAGAAGACUCCGGGCGACGCGCAGAGCAAAAGCUGGAAGAGGAGCGUGGAGCCGCGGCCGCUGCCGAGCGUCAACGGAGCCGUGAAGCACGCAGAGGACGGGGAGUCCCUGGAGAUCAUCGAGGUGCACAGCAACUCCAAGAGCAACCUGCCGCUGCCGGACACCCCGAGCACCGCGCCGCUGUUCGAGAGCAGGCACGAGAAGGCCACCGAGGCCAAGCGCAAGAUCGCCAUGGCACGGGAGCGCAAGACGGUGAAGACCCUGGGCAUCAUCAUGGGCACCUUCAUCCUCUGCUGGCUGCCCUUCUUCAUCGUGGCCCUGGUCAAGCCCUUCUGCCCGGACUCGUGCUACAUGCCCCGCUGGCUGGAGGAUGUCAUCAACUGGCUGGGCUACUCCAACUCGCUGCUCAACCCCAUCAUUUACGCGUACUUCAACAAAGACUUCCAGAGCGCGUUCAAGAAAAUCAUCAAGUGUCAUUUCUGCAGACCGUGAUGUGGUCCAGCGGAUCACUGAGGUGAAAAGUCAUCUUCAGACUAUAAACUGUGAUUAUUGUGAACGAUGAAUCUGAGCAGAGCGGUUCAUAAAGAUUAUCCUGUGAUAGUCACCAUCCUUAAUAACUAGGACAUUCCUCCCAGAGGUGUGUGCAGCCUGCAGGUAGAGAUACAGCUGUGGUCGUCUGAUUGUAGCUCCAUGUUCUGUCAUGUUCAAUAAACACAUCAUUUUUUAAA
This is a messenger RNA of Hippoglossus stenolepis (Pacific halibut), 1689 nucleotides long. RefSeq names its product 5-hydroxytryptamine (serotonin) receptor 1A b (gene htr1ab). NCBI's taxonomy places the organism in Eukaryota, Metazoa, Chordata, Actinopteri, Pleuronectiformes, Pleuronectidae. Gene Ontology annotation, cellular component: plasma membrane. Gene Ontology annotation, biological process: regulation of behavior; regulation of vasoconstriction; adenylate cyclase-activating adrenergic receptor signaling pathway. The coding region runs from base 194 to 1453 and encodes 419 amino acids. The record is from RefSeq and is a predicted model, not a curated record. The transcript has a single exon. Gene Ontology annotation, molecular function: G protein-coupled serotonin receptor activity.